CGUGUGUAUUUAAAUCGAGUGGCAUGGUAACACACAACUCCCCCUUCUAGCUAGCAACAAUCUAAAUUACAUUAGCAAAACGUUUUCCUUUUCUUUCUUCGUAAGACGAAUAUUUAGAAAACAAUAGUAUGUUGCUUGGGAAUCUACGACGGCCACGCAUGCAGAGAACACCAAGCAUAACGAAAAUCACCAUCGAGGUUGAUGAUACUCACACCGCCGGUCAAGAUUCUGACGUGGCUAUGGCAGUGGUAGACGGCGGAGAUAACUACGACCACCGGUUGUUGGCAAUGUUUUCGCGGAGAAAUCACAGAAGAAACGAGAGAAAAGAUGAUCGGAAAUCAUCUUUGCCGUCGUCGUCUUUUCUUGGAAGCUGUGGAUUUUGCAAACGCCGUUUAGCUCCCGGUCGUGAUAUUUACAUGUACAAAGGAGAUGCAGCGUUUUGUAGCGUGGAAUGCAGAGAACAGCAAAUGGAGCACGACGAAGGCAAAGCCAGAAACAGCGUCGUACUAUCACCAUCAAAUUAGUUCUUACCCUUAAAGUCUUAAGUUUGUGUGUAACUUGAGAUUGCCGCCCUUAAUUAUUAAUUAGCACCGUUAUGUAAAAUGUUCAUUCUAAAAAAUUGGAAUGAAAACAUGUUUCGUGUCCUUCAUAUUAUAUAAUUUGGUGUUAUGCAUUUUUUACUUUAUGUAUUUUUAAAGAGCUAGUGAAAGUUGAAGUAAGCGCA
Messenger RNA from Raphanus sativus (radish), 724 nucleotides. Its product is annotated as FCS-Like Zinc finger 7-like. Lineage: Eukaryota; Viridiplantae; Streptophyta; Magnoliopsida; Brassicales; Brassicaceae. The transcript is spliced from 2 exons. Bases 129 to 524 code for a protein of 131 amino acids. The record is from RefSeq and is a predicted model, not a curated record.